Rhizoctonia solani is the source of this 636-nucleotide messenger RNA. RefSeq lists its product as uncharacterized. The transcript has 2 exons. NCBI's taxonomy places the organism in Eukaryota, Fungi, Basidiomycota, Agaricomycetes, Cantharellales, Ceratobasidiaceae. The coding region runs from base 1 to 636 and encodes 211 amino acids. The record is from RefSeq and is a predicted model, not a curated record.
AUGAUUAGCUGCAAUAUCUUGGAACAGCCAUUCAAUGACGCACACACCAAUUCGUUAUCCAUCGCCAAGUGCCGUACGUCGGUUAGACUUGGUCGCCUUGGACCUGUCGCUAUUUACGGCACCCCAUUCAAAUACAUCCUCCACGAUUAUGGAACGUCCUUUGACUGCGGCCAGUGCAAUGACGAGAUGGAUCCCCCUCCCUCCUCUCCCCCUCUCAACUACGUUCAUCUCCUUGAUUCAGACAUCCUCGCAGGCACGAUGGAAAAGACUCAAUAUACCAUAACCCACCAGCCCCUCUCGCAGGCGUACAUGUCACCCACAUGUCCCCCUCCCGUAGACCAGCGCGCCUCGGGAUGCUGUAGCAAGAACAAAUGCCACGCCCAUCGUCUAAAGGUCCUUGUUCCUGCACUACUGAUGCUAUUGACACUCGCAUCCUUGGCCCUAUGGUUCUGGUGCUCAGAGAGCAUGAGCGACUUGGUCGUAGACGUCGGAUCCACGCUCUGGAAGCGCCAAAACGGAGGAUCAGCCCAAAACCAGGAUUCUCCUUUUGUGAGGAAUAAACGCAAGUGGAAUUCUCGUCCUUUACCAUUGUAUAUAGUUACUAAUGAUCGUCCUCCUUCAAAACAGUGUAUCUGA